Molecule: messenger RNA, 4053 nt
Organism: Lates calcarifer (barramundi perch)
Lineage: Eukaryota; Metazoa; Chordata; Actinopteri; Centropomidae
Product: NCK-interacting protein with SH3 domain
Exons: 13
Coding region: 190-2394 (734 amino acids)
Biological process (GO): endocytosis
Molecular function (GO): Arp2/3 complex binding; protein binding
Source: RefSeq, a predicted model, not a curated record
UUUCUGGCAAUAGUCACGGGUCAGAUGAUCGAGCAGCUACAUUGUAAAUAGGCAGCAGCGGUCCGCCGUGGCCAUGCCUUCAUAGCCUCUUUAAAUCACUUCCGACUGAGCAGAUCCUUCCACUCGGACACCCCUCAUCUUCGGACAUUGUUUCGGCUCAUUUCGGAGCGUUGAAGUCUCAUUAAAAGUAUGUACCGGUCUCUGUACGCCUUCCGAUCCGCGGAGCCCAACUCGCUGCACUUCGCGGCCGGAGAAAGCUUCCUAAUCCUGGAGAGGAGCAACAAACACUGGUGGUUGGGGUCCCGCUGCAGCUCGGGGGAAACCGGCUACAUCCCCGCCUCAUACAUCGAAAAAAUACAGGCUCCAGAGCAGGAUGAGGUGUUGCAGUCUAUCGACAGAGCCAUCGAAGGCAUCCACAAUGUGGCCUUAAAAAAUGGAGGCAAAUACAAUCUGGAACAGCGAGAUGUCCUGCAAAAAUUGAUCCAUCACAGAAAGGAGACCCUCGCACGGCGAAGUUCCUCCUCCGCCAGUAAUAAACAAGGCCUCCCAUCUUCCAACAGUGAAAUAUCUCUCAGUCAAACUCCUCCUCCACCCAAUGGCCUUAACCGAGACUAUGGACGACAGGGAAGCAUGCCGUUAUCAGGAAGCAUGGAUAAUAUGCAAGGAGAACAGGGCUUUUACCAGGUGCCUCCUCAGCCUCGACGUGCGGCUCCGAUCACCCCUCCCCCCCCUGAGAAACAGAGAAACAGCCGGCGUCCAGCAGAGCCGGAGGUCCCCUCCAGAGUGUCCUCUCUUCCUCCGUCCCCUGCUCCCUCCCUCUCGAUCAGCAACACCUCUUUGGAGUCAGGCUCCUCCCACUCCCUGGUCUCCUCUGAUGUCAGUUUGCCAAGUGUUGCCAGCACCCCCCCCCCUCCCGUGCCAUCCCGUGUGAAGCCCUGUGCACCUCCUCCUCCAGACGUUUUGCCCUCUGACUCUCCUCCUCAGCCGGCUCCCGCAAAGAAAAGCCCGGCGCCUCAGCCUCCCCAGCCCACCCCCCCUUUGCAGGAGAACCAGCCAGAGAGUGAAUGGCCUGUCGCCCCCCCAUCUGUCGCUGAAAGCCCCCCAGGCAGCCCCGCCGCCUCCGAGCCAGUUCCCAUGACCAUCGGGGCUGAGCUGAUCGAGCUGGUGCGGAAGAACACGGGCCUGAGUUACGAGCUGUCGCGGGUCGCCGUCGGUGUGGUGGUCGGCCAUCUGCAGACUGCUCUACCUCAAGCCUCCUCCGACUUGGAGCGAGUCCUCCUCUCGCUGGUGGAGAGCAAGGAUCUGAGUGCUGCGCUGCCGCAGGGCCAGGUGUGUCACGAUGAACAGCGGCUGGAGGUGAUCUUCAGCGACCUCGCCCGUCACCGGGACGACUCCCAGCAGCGCAGCUGGGCGCUUCACGAAGACCACGCCCUCAUCGCCUGCUACCUCGAGGAGCUGCUGAAGAUACUGACUGAUGCAGAUCCAGAGGUGUGUAAGAGGAUGUGCAAGGCCAACCACUGUGAGAACGUGCUCUCUCUGGUUUCAUAUUAUCAGAUGGAGCACCGUGUGUCUCUGCGGCUGCUGCUGCUCAAAGUGUUCGGAGCGAUGUGCAGCCUGGACGCCGCCCUCAUCUCCACCCUCCUCAACUCCAUCCUCCCCAUGGAGCUGGCCAGAGACCUGCAGACAGACACACAAGAGCACCAGAAGAUGUGUUACACAGCUCUGGUGAUGACUAUGAUCUUUUCGAUGGGCGAACAGGUGCCAUAUCAUCACUAUGAACACUUGAAUGCUGACUUUGUAAAGUUUCUGCUGGGUGUGGUGGAGGACGGGCUUCCCUCUGAUCCCACAGAGCAGCUGCCCGACACCUUCCUGAACCUCCUGCUGGCCUUUAACCUGCACCACACAACACCCAGCAACAACGUGAUCAUGCAGGAGCUGAAGGAGAAAAAUGUCAAGAUCCUGUCAGAGAAAGUGCUGCUGCUUCUGAACAGAGGCGACGACCCUGUGUGUAUGUUCAAACACUCCCCGCCUGCACCACACUCAGUGCUCAAGUUUCUGCAGGAUGUUUUUGCUAGCAGGGAGACGGCCGACAUCUUCUACCGCACUGACAUGAUGGUGAUGAUCGACAUCGCUGUCCGGCAAAUAUCUGACCUUUCACCUGGAGACAAGCUGCGGAUGGAGUAUCUCUCCCUCAUGCACUCCAUAAUGCGCUCGACGGACUACCUCGAGCACCAGCACCGCCUGUCAGACCUGCAGGGGGCGCUGCAGAGGAUUCUCAGGGAGGAGGAAGAUCCAGGGGAGGAUGAGGGGAGUGCCACGGCAAAGCAGAUGGAUAAGCUCAUUGUACAGCAGAUCUACAAGGAGUUCCCACAGAUCUGUGAGAACCAGGACUAACCAUAUCAGUAUCACACACUGUAGUCUGCUCCUGUCUACAGCAGGGAGGUACGAUAAAGCUUGAAAGAAGAAAGAACUGAUGCUUGAUGGGACGCCCUGUAUUCUGUGCCAGCCUGUACUGAGAGAAACAAACCAGUUAUGCCAAUGUUGUCUUGGACUCGUCGUUCAGGACUGCAGCAUUCAUGUGAUGUUGAUUUCAGAAAGAUUUUGCUGUUUUUCACAGCUUUCCCCCUCUCAGAUGAGUUUAAUUUGAGUGGGAGUUGGUCCUUGGUGUGCUUCAAGAAAGAAAAAAUAUGACAAAUGCACAAACAAAAUCUGUGAGGUUUAGUCAUACUUAGAGAUUAAAAACAGCCAAAAUAUAAGCCAAGCUUCUGAGCUUUUCUCACAGUGAAUUCUUAGCAAUAAUAAUAAUAAUCAAACAUGAGCUAACUCUACUCAAAGUAUUUUGAAAAUUAAAGUAACGACAACCACAACUAAACCUUAUUCUAACCAAAGUAACUUUAACCAAACUGAUUUUAGAUCAAAUUCAAAGUUUUGUGAUGAAAAGGCAGAUUUGAAAUGAUGCUCAAAUGACAGUGCCAUUACACAAACUGUUGUGAGAAUACUUUGACCCUUUAUGUGCUUCCCUAAUAGUGGGACCAAACUACUGUGUGUUACUGAGAGCAUUAUUUUCUCUCUAGAGUACACUACUCCUAAAACUGACAUCCUCUUUCCAUUCACCCCCCACCACCCCCAUUCAUCAUAUUUAAAAUUAAAAUUGUUGAACAUGUGUACUAUCAUAGUGAGAAAAAGCACACUCUGACUCAUGUGUUAUCAUUACUAAGCUUUUAGCUGAGUAACUCGCUGCUACAUAUUGAGUCUCUCCUGUGGCUCCGUCUCAGUCGGGUAUGUUUGUCUCUUUAUUGCUUUUUCGAACUCUUAAAAGGCGAUCGCUCUGUACUCACAUAUUCUCUGCUCCUCAAGCGCCAGAUGUCAGUGACUGUUUACAGAUUAAUGUCGGGUUGGACUGAAGAGUUUUUGUCCGUAUGCUGCAUUCACAUUCAACCUAACUGUGCUGCAAUAAGGCUUUUAACAACUUGCUGUAAAAUACUGAGUCUUGGCUGAUGUGAGGGUGUUCUGUAGUUAUUAUCUAAGAUAAUAAAUUAGUCAGUGUUGUUGAUUUCCAGUUAUAAUCUCAUGCUCUUACUAAAAUCAAGAUGAGGGAGAGGGUAUACAGGGCAUUUCUUUUAUCUCCUCGUGGUCUUAUACUUUAACAGCAACAUGUACCUUUCCUUAUUUCUUCCCCAGGAUGUAGUGAUUGAUGUUGUUCUCCCAUCUUACACUUUAAUUUGUCUGUUUUUUGUCCCUGGCAUGGCUCUCCCACCUGGAAAACAUGUCUCUGAAGAAGGUAGACACAAUCCAGAAGUGAUAUCAGAUUUUAGUUAAUGUUCGAGUACUCAUUCAUUCAGUGUUUGUGUGUCUGUUUACAGUGCGUGUGUGUGAGUGGGAGAGAGGAACAUCUCCUUUCCAUGAUUAACAUUGUCUGCAAAACUGCUAUGACUGUGUUAUAAUAAAACUAAUAAAGCUAUAUUUUAACAGUGGAAGUGGUUGGAUCGGUUGUUAAGAGGGUGAUUGUGUGACAGAGUAUUUUGUGUACAACAUAAUAAAAACUUAAUUCAA